Molecule: messenger RNA, 1221 nt
Organism: Ceratitis capitata (Mediterranean fruit fly)
Lineage: Eukaryota; Metazoa; Arthropoda; Insecta; Diptera; Tephritidae
Product: glyceraldehyde-3-phosphate dehydrogenase 2
Exons: 1
Coding region: 100-1164 (354 amino acids)
Biological process (GO): glucose metabolic process
Molecular function (GO): NAD binding; NADP binding; oxidoreductase activity, acting on the aldehyde or oxo group of donors, NAD or NADP as acceptor
Source: RefSeq, a predicted model, not a curated record
AACUGAUUGUUUUUUAUUCAAAAUUUCCAGUUUUUAAUUUAUUUUUGUUUAAAUCCAAAACUUUUAGUUGUACGAAUUUGUAAUACAAGAAGUUUACCCAUGACAAGUCUUGGUAUAAAUGGUUUCGGCCGUAUUGGACGUUUGGUGUUGCGCGAGGCAAUACGUCGCAAGGCACAAGUCGUGGCGAUCAAUGAACCCUUCAUCGAUAUCAAAUACAUGGCUUACAUGUUGAAAUACGAUUCAACGCAUGGUCGUUUUAAGGGUGAAAUCGCCAUGGAUGGUAAAAAUUUGAAAAUUGAUAAUCAGAGUAUAGCGGUUUUAGCCGAAAAGGAUCCAGCUAAAAUCAAAUGGAGUGAAGUGGGCGCUAAAUAUGUGCUAGAAUGCACAGGCAAAUUCAUUUCCACCGAAAAGGCCAGCGCGCAUCUAAAAGGUGGCGCUAUGAAGGUUAUAGUUUCUGCACCCGUCUCGGAUGCACCCAUGUUCGUGGUGGGUGUAAAUUUAGAUGCUUACAAACCGGAUAUGAAAGUAAUUUCGAAUGCAUCGUGUACAACGAAUUGUCUGGCGCCUUUAGCAAAGGUGAUACAUACCAAUUUUGAAAUAUGUAGUGGUCUUAUGACCACCGUACACGCGGUUACCUCAUCACAGAAAUGUGUCGAUGCACCAUCUCCGAAAAAGUGGCGUAGCGGUCGUGGAGUGCUGCAAAAUAUUAUACCCACAUCAACGGGCGCUGCAAAGGCGGUGGGUAAAGUUAUACCCGAUUUGAAUGGUAAACUAACGGGUAUGGCCUUUCGUGUGCCCACAGCUGAUGUUUCUGUAGUGGAUUUGACUGUGAGUAUCGGUAAACCAACUUCACUCGAUUGUAUUAAGGAGAAAAUUGAAGAGGCAUCAAAAGGACCAAUGAAAGGCAUACUCGGUUAUACUGAAGAUGAGAUUGUAUCUACAGAUAUAACAACUGAUCCACGUUCCUCCAUUUUUGAUGCCAAAGCGAGUAUUGGUCUAACAGAUACAUUCUUUAAAUUGAUCUCCUGGUAUGACAACGAAUAUGGUUACUCGUCGCGUAUGAUUGAUUUGGUAAAAUAUGUGCAGGAAGAGGAUAAAAAGGCGAACAAAAAAGGAGAUGGUAAAGAUGGUGAUAGUAGUAAAUGCGAUACCAAGAAAACAUGAAAAUUAAGAAAAUAAUUGCAGAAAAUGUGGAUAUAACACUCGUUUUUAUAGGCUUUU